CACACAUUUAUUCCGAAUAAUAGUAAACUUUGUGCAGUUUAAUUUUACUAACACCUUUUUGGGGGCUUGUGCGCGUGUUCAGUGAAAUGUAAGUAUUAAAUAAUUACUAAAAUUCCUAAAGUGCCCUCAAUAAACCAGUAAACAUGAUUCAGGGGUUUGUAUUAACAUUGCAAAUACGAUAAUCCAUGAACAUGUAUCAACUGAAUGUCCCUAAGGAAGGUGCUUAAUGAGCUCCAGGUAGUUCGCCGUGUGCCCGUGGACCAUCUCCAGCAAUCAGUGAGUGACACCGGGGCUUUGGCCACAGCAUGAUGCCGCGUAAGAAGAGGAAAUGCGGUGACUUCGCUCAGAUGUCACCUUCGGUUUUCCCUUACCCAGUUAACGCUCCUUUUACACACACACACACCCCCACGAAGACAUAGCGAGCAGAUCCGGGCUCUUUCGUUUUCAUUUCCCGGAAGGAUCCCUUCAAAUAUUUCAUGCGGUCUAAAAGAAGUACCAGCAUUUUCGGCUUCAUUUCGUCUUAAUAUUUACCCCGCCAACAAGGUCAUCCUGAAUAAGUUAGGAAGACAGUUAGAAAGUCAGGGCGUUAAAUGGUCAGGAUCAGGUAAUAGUAUUAGUGACAUCUCAGGUGAAAACAUGAAUGACGAAUCCUCACCACCGCCUUUGAUCAAGAAGGAGCGCGGCGAGCCAAGCACCCCCUGUUCUGGUCCUCCAAUCGUCAUGGUCCCCCCCAAUCAAGUGGCUUCUGUUUACUUGGGUGUUCAAGAUGAACUGUGCAAGCUCCCCGGAAGACUACGUAUCAAUCCUUCCUUGUGGGGUAAGGACGACGUCAGCCACUGGCUGCGGUGGGCUCAGAAGGAGUACUCCCUACGCAAGGCGGACCACUCCAAGUUCGAGAUGAAUGGAAAAGCGCUGUGUCUGCUGACCAAAGAGGACUUCCGGCUGCGUUGUCCAAGCUCAGGAGACGUGCUCUAUGAGCUCCUGCAGCAUGUGAAGCAGCAGAGGAGGAUGAUGGUCUGCAGCUCCAUACCUAAAGCCCUCAUCAGGCAUGGUGGCCCACAGCCAGUGCAGCGGGAGGCCAAUGGGGAAAUGAUGAACCCCGCCUUUCCCGGCGGCCUGAUCUCAGGAUACCAAGGCAGCGCCCAGCUCCCCAGCCUCGCAGUGGCCAUGCUGCGGGCAAACCCACACCAGGGCUCGGCACCUCGAUCCACGCAGCAGGUGCCCCCGGACGUGCGACCCCGCGGCGCCCAGCAGCCAGUGACGGAAACGCAGGCCCACUCGACCCCCACAGCCGUCCUGCGGCGUACUGUCAACCAGCUGUGCGGCCAAGAGCCCGCACCCCCGCAGAGCUGCAGGGAAGAGCCGCUGAACCUGUCCAGCAGGGUGGAGAGAGCCAGCGCAUGGGCCGCCGGCAAAACCUCAGAGGCCAGUGGCAAGAUUGCAGAUUGUCGGCUGCUGUGGGACUAUGUGUACCAGCUGCUCUCCGACAAGAGGUACGAGGCCUUCAUUCGCUGGGAGGACCACGAGAGCAAGGUGUUCCGGGUGGUCGACCCCAAUGGGCUGGCCCGGCUGUGGGGGAACCACAAGAACAGAGCCAACAUGACUUAUGAGAAGAUGUCCAGGGCCCUUCGGCACUAUUACAAACUGAACAUCAUCAAGAAGGAGCCUGGACAGAAGCUGCUCUUCAGGUUCCUGAAAACACCUGAAGAAAUCCUUCAGCACAGAGCCGAUCGAUUGGAGCAGCCAGAGUCCCCUGAACACCGUACCUCACCUGACUUCAGGGAGGAGGGUCUGGAGGUAUCUCCUGAUCCUGACUCCUCUCCACCAUCCCCUGAUACUCCACCCUCCCCCCCCUGACUCCCCCCAGACAGGAACCAAUACAAGCAGCCCCUCCGGGGUCUGGUAUAACGACGCCCCCAAAGGGGGAUAGCUUCUAAACAACGUGUGACCAAUAGAAUGUGUUUUUACUGGGGAGUGGCAUAAAUCUUCUAGUUGCAACAAACAUUGUCAAUGUGGACGCAGAGCUGCUGACUGGCACGGGGAUGGCCAAUAGAAAUAUUUUUUCGAGGAAAUGAUCUCAGUUCUAAUAAGCCAUAUUACUCUGGAGUAGAGUUCUACAUUUCUAUGAAACUUGCUUUUCUCUGGAGUAAGCGGGAGGGCUGAGUUUUGUUGGUACCGGUGGAAAAAUGCAGAAUGCAGCUGUGUAUCACAUGCUAUCGCAAUGCUUGUUGCAAUUGCAUGCAGGCUAGUAUUCAGUCAAAGGAUGUAAAUGCAAGGUACUGUCAUGCAGAGUAAAAAGAUUUCAGACCAAGAUUUCGGUUCAAUCAACCAGCUGAAUGCUCUGUGACUCUUUAUGUGCAGCUGGUUGAUAGAAACAAAAUCUUGAUCUGGAUUUUUACUUUCUGGACAUGAAACGUCCACCUCUGCUGUCAUGCUACAGUAGAUUUCUGCAAGGCUAAUAUUAAAGCAGCUAAUUGAUUUUUGUUGGCUGGGUAUUUCUCAAGACACUAAAAUAUGCAAUGUUAGAGUUUACUUGUAGGAUCGAAACGUAGGGACAUCAGUUUAAUAGAUACUAUAUGGGCCCUUAUGUGUUUCAGUUCAAGUACCAGAAAAAAAAAUGUAGCUCUGUCUGUUUUUAUGAACAGCUCAAAUUCUUUGAGGCUCAUGGCUAAAAAGGGAUUUAUAAGCAUGAUGAUUUUGUUUACAGAAUAUUCAUUUUCUUAGUGCUUAACAGUAGAUAGGACGUGGUAUUUAAGUUGCGUGAAAUAAAAUGCACAUUUCCUCUCGAUUUUGAUCAGUUUACUUGCUCGAUUUCCUUUUCUGAAACUGCGAAUAUGAAAUCUGCAUAUCAUUCUUUAUCGUUUGCCAUCUAUAAAUUGGAUCGAAAGAUUUUAAACAGCAUAAACAACAUAAAAAUAAAACUACUUUUUAUUUGUGGGA
This is a messenger RNA of Brienomyrus brachyistius, 2940 nucleotides long. RefSeq names its product ETS variant transcription factor 7 (gene etv7). Gene Ontology annotation, molecular function: DNA-binding transcription factor activity, RNA polymerase II-specific; sequence-specific DNA binding. NCBI's taxonomy places the organism in Eukaryota, Metazoa, Chordata, Actinopteri, Osteoglossiformes, Mormyridae. The transcript has 9 exons. Gene Ontology annotation, cellular component: nucleus. The coding region runs from base 637 to 1857 and encodes 406 amino acids. The record is from RefSeq and is a predicted model, not a curated record. Gene Ontology annotation, biological process: cell differentiation; regulation of transcription by RNA polymerase II.